Messenger RNA from Archocentrus centrarchus (flier cichlid), 4126 nucleotides. RefSeq names its product protein-serine O-palmitoleoyltransferase porcupine. The record is from RefSeq and is a predicted model, not a curated record. Bases 158 to 1546 code for a protein of 462 amino acids. The transcript is spliced from 15 exons. Gene Ontology annotation, biological process: lipid modification; protein palmitoylation; Wnt protein secretion. Gene Ontology annotation, molecular function: Wnt-protein binding; palmitoleoyltransferase activity. Gene Ontology annotation, cellular component: endoplasmic reticulum; membrane. Lineage: Eukaryota; Metazoa; Chordata; Actinopteri; Cichliformes; Cichlidae.
GGUGCUGAUGCUGUGACAAUGGGAGUCAUCCAGAUAUGCAUCAUCUGGACCGAGUGUGCCUGAAAGACAGCAGCAACACGCAGGCUCGAGUGAUUGUAAAGGGACGGAAAAGAAGCAGUAGAGAAACGAGGAGCAUCCUGCUGUGAAAAGUCUAGUGAUGGGAGCUUUCAGCAGACAGAAGUUUUUCCAAGAGCUCGCUCAUGGUUGCCUGCUGCCUACGGCUCAGCAGGGCCUGGAGCAGGUAUGGCAGCUGCUGGUUAUCUGCCUGCUCUGUCGGCUUAUCUGGAUGUUCAGUCUCCCUUCUUUUGUGAAACACCUGGUCACAGUGGCUGGAGGUUUCUACACGCUCUACCUGUUCUUUGAACUCCACAUGAUCUGGGUGGUCCUUCUCAGCCUUCUCUGCUACCUCUUCCUCUUCCUGUGCCGCCAUUCUACCAUCCGGGGCACCUUCCUCUCCAUCACUGUGCUUAUUUACCUGCUCCUGGGGGAGCUGCAUAUGAUGGAUACCACUAACUGGCACAAGAUGAGAGGUUCUCAGAUGGUGGUUGCAAUGAAAGCCAUUUCUCUGGCCUUCGAUUUGGACAGAGGUGUUGUGGCCAGUGUGCCCUCACCCAUUGAGUUCAUGGGCUAUAUUUACUUCGUGGGCACAGUCAUCUUUGGUCCCUGGAUCAGCUUCAACAGCUACAAAGAAGCUUUAGAAGGCCGUAAGCUGAGCUUUUUGUGGCUUUUAAAAGUGUCUGUUAGCUGGGUGAAGAGCCAGGUCUGCCUUGUUAUUUCCAACUGUGUGGCACCCUACCUCUUCCCUUAUUUCAUACCUGUCUAUGGAGACAAACUGCUACGAAGCAAAAAGAGGAGGAAGAUCAGAGGUACAGCAGCAAAGUGGUUACUGGCAUAUGAGAACACGAUGUCUUUCCACUUCAGCAAUUAUUUUGUUGGCUAUUUGAGUGAAACUACUACUACUCUCGCUGGAGCAGGCUUCACUGAGGAGAAAGACAACCUCAAAUGGGAUAUGACCGUAUCCAAGCCACUUAAUAUAGAGUUUCCACGGUCAAUGGUGGAGGUGGUGACAUCGUGGAAUCUGCCCAUGUCUCGCUUUCUGCACACCUAUGUUUUUAAGAGUGCACUGAAAUUUGGGACGUUCUCUGCCAUAAUGGUGACAUACACAGCCAGUGCCCUUUUGCAUGGUUUGAGUUUUCAUCUGGGUGCAGUCCUAAUAUCUUUGGGGUUCAUCACAUACGUUGAGCACGUGUUGCGGAAGAGGCUUGCAGCUAUUUUUAAUGCCUGUAUACUGUCAAAGAAAUGCCUGCCAAACUGCUCUCACCAGAACAAAAAGGGGUUAUGGGUGCAUAUGAUUAACAUAGCAUUCAGUGCUCUGGCAAUACUCCACCUGACAUACCUCGGCUCAGUGUUCAGCUCCAGUGUGGACUUUAUGGAGGAGGAUGAGGAUGACAUCACCCAUCAUACCAUUCAGAAGUGGUCAGAGCUGAGCUGGACCAGUCACUGGGUCACAUUUGGAUGCUGGAUAUUAUACCGCCUCAUUCUCUAAUAAUAAGAGGUGAAGAAAGAGUGAAGGAAGCAAUAAUGAGAGAUGGAAAACUGGUUCUCCACUUCUGCACUGUGACUUUAUCCUGCAUCAGACCGAAGAGAACAGAAUCAUGCUGUAUAAAACAAUGAGCCAACAUGCAGUGUUCAGGUUUCACUGGCUGGGUAAUCUAUUAUUCUAACCUGCUGGGGACUAAUUUUGAUAUCCAUGAAAUGAUAGCUCGCUCCUCAUUUCUUUUCUCCGCGUCGCACCCUUUUUAUCUGAGCCGCAGUUGUCGAGCCCUCGUGUUGUGACAGCGGUUACUGAUGUCUCACUGAGUCACAAUCAAUACCUAUCAGCAUGGUGGAUAUCGGGUGCUCCUUUCUGUGGACACAUGAUAAAGCCCAUUAUCUAGGUUUCAGCAUCAACUGCGGCAGAUAUCUUCCAGAUGUGGUUUCUCUUCCCUUCAAAUGUUUUUCAAUCGUGCUCUUUGUUUUAAAGGGUCAGGGUGGUAGGCAUCUAUGUCUUAUAGUUAACAAAUCCCAUGAAAUGACCAAAAUCAAUAAUGUAAUUGUAGAUCUCUCAGUACUUUACAGUUUCCUCCAGCCUGUCUGUCUGUAGUACUCAGCCCUUCUUCUGUAUGCUCUGAUUUGUAGAAAAAGCCCAAAAAGAUUAUGAAAGAGCUGGUGACUGUAAAUGUCACUCAAAUAGAAAUGACUAGAAUAAGGAAUCUCUGCAGUCCAUGGUGGGAGCAUUCCUCAUUCAACCAUCAUUAACACUGUUGGCUCCAUAGUACUGCACUGGUGCUAUGCAGAGCUUUGCAGGUGCAUACCUACUUGAUAUAGCUGUCUGCUGCCACUUGGGGACAGUAUCGAGAACAUGAGGAACCCCUGAAAAUGCGGGCUACUCUUUGUGUUUGCUUUGGUGUUGGUCCUUUGCCUUUGUCCACAAAAGACUGUAUAUGAAAGAUGGCUACCUUGACAUUUUUGGUUUGUCUAAUCCCAUUUUAAAGCCUCUAAUUUAGCUCUAUAGCUGUCACUAACCCCACCCCCCUUCUUUCUUGGAGACAGAAGAGACCAUAUUUAUCUGAGGAGGUGGAUUGCAGCAUUGCCAGCUAAUGCUAGCUUGGUUAGCAUUCUGCAUUCAUAGGAUGUAUGGGGCACACACACAAAUGCUAUUAAAUACUGCUAAUUAAUGCUAAAUGCGCUUAGAAUAAAGUAAAAGGAUUUCACUCACCAAGACUAAAAGCACCAACACCUCAAAUGUUAACUUAGACUUAAGUUAACUUAGACAGCUAGCAGAAUAAGUAACUCCCACCAACCUUAAAAAAAUGUACAUAAGUGUAAGUUGUUUUUUAAAAAAAUGCAGUGUUGAUGCAGUUUUUAUAAAGAGAAAACUUUGAUAUAGAGGCUAAAAUCAUUUCAUGGAUGCAGUUUAUUACUGCAGUAAAUUUGGGGAUUUUAACAUUAGCGUCGAUGUGGACAUUUGGGGUAUUUUGGCAUUUCUUCCUCUUUCUGUGAGCUCCGCUGUGGUUGAUCUCUUUCUGGUUCAAGCCAACCUUUCAACCAAUCAGUAUUCAGCCUACACACUGGCACAAGAACAAUGCACUAUGUGCUUGUUGGAGGAGAGCGUGCAACCAUGUUUCAAUGUGUCCAUCAUUUUUCCUCUGGGUGAACAUAGAGCUACGCUAACAGAUACCAACAGGGAACGAUAAAUCAGCUUUGACCCAACCAUAUCAGACAUUUUUGAAUUGCCUGGUUUGAUUGAGGAAUGACCAUUUGUCUUAUGCAGAGACCUAUUGUUAACAAUUUUCAAUUUAAUAUACAUAACAGAACACAAAACUUUCUAUUAGGUUAGUUAGGCUGUUAGCUUUGGUCUUUUCAUGGAAUUACUAUAAGAAAUAAAUAUAAUAUUACUAGUCUUACUUUUUAACAGAGCUUGUCUCUCAAGUAUGUGUAAGAAAAUAUGGAAUUUACUUUUGAAUGAAAAGAGCACAGAUUAUGGUUAUGAGGCAGCAAUAUUAUUAUCACCAGUAAUGAUUUCCCCCUUUAGUGAAUUUUAGAUAAAGACAAAUAUUCAGUAAGUCUAUGAAUUAAAGUUUGUGGUGGAGUUUCCUAAUGGUGUUUGUAUUUAGCUUUGUGUUAUUUUGAUAAUUUAAUUUCAUUUGAAUUAAUUCCUCUGGCUUAAAGUAGGUUGUAUCAGUAUUUUUAACAAUCUUUUGUUCGUCAGUGCUGAAAAAAAAAAGGUUUAGAAUCAGGGUAAUUCAAAAUGAGAUUAUGCUCUAUUAAAUAUUCAUCCUUAACUACAGAUUUUUAAUACACAGCUUCUUUUAAGAAUACAUUUAUGUAAUUAAUGAUGAUCUGAUAAAAUAACACAAGUGUCUAAAUCAGACUGUGGUCGAGUCUAUCUUUCUUAAAUCUAGGGUGUCAAAGGAUUUGCUUCUUGACUAGUAUGUUGUGUUAGAUUAGAGCCUGAAAGUUUGUCCAUGCCCAAGAACAAGUGCUCAGUCUCUGCAGACCUAAAACCACCCAGUAUUUUAAAACUUGUUCUGAUAUUUACUUUAGGCCAAUGUUUUGUCCCUGUAAAUGUGAAGGCACUGAUACA